Messenger RNA from Marmota flaviventris (yellow-bellied marmot), 4698 nucleotides. RefSeq names its product NACHT and WD repeat domain containing 1 (gene Nwd1). The record is from RefSeq and is a predicted model, not a curated record. Gene Ontology annotation, molecular function: protein binding. NCBI's taxonomy places the organism in Eukaryota, Metazoa, Chordata, Mammalia, Rodentia, Sciuridae.
AUGGAUGCAGAGAGGGAGGCCCUGCAGUCUGCCGCCUGCCCACAAGUGCAGACCUUCUGCCAAAAGCACGGCCUGACAUUCGAGGUUGUUGAUCUGAGGUGGGGAAUUCAGAACUCGGAGGCCACUGACCACAUGACCACCGAAAUCUGCUUGGAAGAGCUGGACCGGUGUCGCAAGACGUCCAUCGGGCCAGCUUUUGUUGCCCUUGUAGGUGACCAGUAUGGCCCCUGUCCAGUCCCCUCAGUGAUCGAGGAGAAGGAGUGGGAGGCACUGAGGGCCCAGCUGACCACCAGGCCACGUGACCUGGAGCUGGUGGCAAGACGCUUCCGGAGAGACGAGAACUCAGUUCCUCCUACCUACGUCCUGCAGGCGACAGGUGGCAGAGAGGCUCCUGGGCCUGAGGAGGCCACUCUGACCUCUGUCCUUCGCUCUGGAGCUCAGGAGGCCUGGAGGCGGGGCCUCAUCAGCCAGGAGCAGUGGCACCGCCACCACCGGUCAGUCAUCGAGUGGGAGAUGGAGCGGGGCCUGCUGGGCUCAGCGGCCGGGGAGCAGGGCGCCACUGUCUUCCUCCGAGAGAUCCAGGACCUCAACAAGCACAUCCUGGAGGAUGGCGCCCUCAAGAUGGUGGACCGGCUCGCAGACGGCUGCCUGGAUACUGACGCCCAGAACCUUCUGAGGGACCUCAAGGGGCGCAUCACUGACACACACCCCGGGGUCCUCAAGACCCACCGCCUGCCGUGGAGCCGAGACCUGGUGAACCCCAAGAACAAGGCUCACGCCCGCUACCUCCGGGAGCUGGGAGAGCAGUUUGUGGCCAGGGCUGACCACCAGGUCCUCGAGCAUCUCCGGGAGCUGGAGCUGGCCAGGCACGACCUGGCCUGGCUCUACCAGGAGAUCCGCCACCACCUCUGGCAGAGCGCAGAGGCCACCGGGACCUUCUGUGGCCGCCGGGAGCUGCUGGCUCAGCUCGGGCAGCGGCUCAGACGAGACGACAGGCAGCCCCACGGCCCCGUGGUCCUCUUCGGCCCCCCGGGCGUCGGGAAGUCUGCCCUGAUGUGCAAGCUGGCUGAGCAGAUGCCUGGGCUGCUCGGCCACAAGACGGUGACGGUCCUGCGGCUGCUGGGGACUUCGCAGAUGAGCUCCGACGCCCGCAGCCUCCUGAAGAGCCUCUGCUUCCAAGUGUGCCUGGCUUUCGGGCUGCCCCCGCCGCCCCCCCAGGUCCUGGAGGCCCAGGCCAGGGUGGCCCAGCUCCUGCGCGGCCUCCUCCACACCGUCUCCCGCAGGAACUUCGAGUCCCUGGUGCUGCUGCUGGACUCCGUGGACGACCUGGACUCUGUCCGAGGCUCCCGGAGGAUCCCCUGGCUGCCUCUCAGGUGUCCCCCGAAGGUGCACCUCAUCCUCUCAGCUUGCUCGGGGCAGCGGGGGGCUCUGGACACCGUGCGGCGGACGGUCUCGGACCCCGAGGCCUACUGGGAGGUGAGGCCCCUCUCUGGGAACCAAGGACAAGAAAUGAUCCAGCUCCUGUUGGUGGCAGCAAGGAGGACCCUGAGCCCCACGCAGCGGGACCUGCUCUGGGCCAGCCUUCCAGACUGCGGUCACCCAGGGCGGCUGAGGCUGGCUUUUGAGGAGGCCCGGAAAUGGGCCUCCUUCACCGUGCCCGCGCCCUUGGCCUCCACCGCCGAGGAGGCGACACACCAGCUCUGUGCCCGCCUGGAGCAGACGCACGGGCAGCUCCUGGUGGCCCACGUGCUGGGUUACAUCGUGUCUUCCCGGCACGGUCUCUCGGAGGCGGAGUUGAAAGACGUCUUGUCCUUGGACGAUGAGGUGCUGCAGGUGGUGUACCGGGACUGGACCCCCCCCAGCAAGGAGCUGCUGCGCUUCCCGCCCCUGCUGUGGGUGCGGCUUCGUCGGGACCUGGGCCACUGCCUGGCCCGGAGACCCGCGGACGGCCUCACGCUCCUGGCCAUCGCCCACAGACAGCUGGCUGAGGUGGUCUGGGUGCGCUACCUGCCUGGGCCUGAGAAAGCCAAGAGGCACCGCGUCCUGGCCGACUUCUUCUCAGGGGCCUGGAGCCAGGGCACCAAGAAGCUCAUCAGCCUGCCGCUUGUGGGGAAGCCCCUGAACCUGGACCGCAAGGUGGCCCCGCAGCCCCUGUGGUUCUCGGACACGGUGGCAAACCAGAGGAAGCUGAAGGAGCUGCCCCACCACCUGCUGCACUCGGGGCGCCUGGAGGAGCUGAAGCAGGAGGUGCUGGGUAGCAUGAGCUGGAUCUGCUGCCGCGGCAUCUCUGGGGGCAUCGAGAGCCUGCUGGAUGACUUUGACAUGUGUGCCCCUCACGUGGACUCCCCCGAGGUCGGCCUGAUCCGAGAGGCCCUCCAGCUCUGCCGCCCUGCCCUGGAGCUGCGAGGCUUGGACAGGAGCGUCCUGUAUACCGAACUCCUGGCCAGACUCCACUUCUUCGCCGCGUCCCACCCCGCGCUGGUGGGGCAGCUGUGCCAGCAGGCCCAGAGCUGGUUCCGGGUGUGCCCGCAUCCUGUGCUGGUGCCCCUUGCAGGAUUCCUCCAGCCCCCCGGGGGACCCCUGCGGGCAGCCCUCACGGGCUGUCACAAAGGUGUCACCGCCAUGGCGUGGAGCCUGGAAGAGAAAUUGUUGGUGGUCGGCACCCAGGAUGGCCUCGUGGCUGUGUGGGACAUGGAGGAGCAGCAGGUGGUCCACAUUCUAACAGGACACACGGGAGAGGUGAGGUGUGUUAAAGUUUUUGCAGAAGGGAUUCUUGCCAUCUCUGCCUCUAAGGACCAUACUCUGCGCGUGUGGAACUUACUUUCUGGCCAGGAGAAAUUUUCCAUUUGGGAUGGAGGCUCAAAAAAUUCCACUGAACCCCAGAUCUGGAACCUUCAUGUGGAUGAAACAAAUAAAAUCAUGUAUUCAACCUCUGGCUCCAAGAUCAACGCUUGGAGUUUAGAAACGGCGGAGCUGGUUUUCCGCAUCCUGGGAGACGGUGCCGAUCCCUGGGUGAGCACGGCCGUGCUGCCUUCCCAGACCAGGCUGCUGACCGUGUCCAGGGGCGGCGAGGUCACUCUGUGGAACUCGGCCACGGGGAGCCUGCAGGGGAAGCACCGUUUGUCCAGCAUCAAAGAGGAGGCCCCCACCUGUGCCGUCUCGGUCCAGACGCAAGGCAAGGUGGUCACUGGGUUCAGCGACGGCUCCGUCUCUUUGGUUUCCCCUGGAGGAGACAGGUUGCUGGAGAAGCUUCCAGAAGCUGUGGGAUUCCUGGUGGUCUCUGAAGACGAGUCCCUUCUUGCUGCAGGCUUUGGAAGAUCCGUGCGAAUAUUCUUGGCCGACUCACAGGGCUUUCACCGUUUCAUGGCCAACGACUUGGAACACGAGGACGUGGUAGAGACAGCUGUUUUUGGAGCUGAGAACAACCUGAUUGUCACUGGGUCCCGGGAUGCACUCAUUCAGGUGUGGAGUCUGUCAGAGCAGGGGACCCUGCUGGACGUCCUGGAAGGUGUGGGAGCCCCUGCAAGUCUGCUGGUCCGCGGAGGGGCCCUGGUGGCCUCUGCCUCCCAGCAGUCCUCAUCCUUCAAAGUCUGGGACCUCACCUGCACGCAGAGGCCCCGGGCCUCGGCUCCCUUCCUGGACCGCACGGGGCUCACUGCAGUGUCCCACAACGGAAGCUACAUCUACUUCCCCAAAAUCGGGGACAAAAACAAAGUCACCAUUUGGGACAUGGCAGAAGGUGAGGAGCAAGAUUCCCUGGACACGUCCAACGAGGUCAAGUGUCUGGAGGUCGCCGAGCAAGCCCAGCUGCUGUUCACGGGCCUUGUUUCCGGAAUUGUCCUUGUGUUCCCCCUGAAUUCCCGGCAGGACGUGAUGUGCAUCCCCCCUCCAGAGGCCCGCAAGGCCAUCAACUGCAUGUCCUUGAGCAAGAACGAGGACCGUCUGGCCAUUGCCUAUGACAACAUUGUCCUGGUGCUGGACAUCAGCCCUGGAGACCCCUGUCCCGUCAUCGAUGGGCCAACAUACACCUUUUAUACCCAGCUGCCUGAGACCAUAGCCUGUGUGGCCGUUUUGACUGAUUACCGUGUGGUCUACGGCAUGACCAAUGGCGACCUGUUUCUGUACGAGUGUGCAAAUUCCAAGGUGUUCCCUUUGGAGGCCCACAGGAGCCGAGUCACCUGCGUGGAGGUCAGCCACCAGGAACAGCUGGCGGUCAGCGGGUCUGAGGAAGCCUUGCUGUGUCUCUGGGAACUGGAGACCUGCAAGUGGAAGUUCAAGAUGAGCUACACGAGUUCCUUUUGCAGAGGAGUCCAGUGCGCUUGCUUCUCCAAGGAUGACAAGUUUGUGUACGUGGGCUUGAAGGACCGCUCCAUAAUUGUCUGGAGCGUGCUGGAUGGCACUCUGCUGGCUGUCCAGUUUGUCCAUGCAGUGGUAAACAGAAUCAUCCCCACCUCCAAUGGCUUUAUUGCUCCCACGAGACAUGGCUAUCUCAUCCGAGAGCGUUUCCACUGUCCUUCAUCAAGAGCCUCACAGGAGGAUCCCCUCAAGAACUUCAAGAAGGCAGUGUGGAUGGUCAAGUCCAGGCAGAGAGAAGAGCUGGCUGCAGCUGCAGAAACACCCCAGGACUUGACAUCCCAGUCGGCCCAGGGAAACAAAUCCAGAUCAAACAAACAUUCACAAGUCUGCCUGUUGGUGUGA